This is a messenger RNA of Talaromyces atroroseus, 1647 nucleotides long. RefSeq lists its product as hypothetical. Bases 1 to 1647 code for a protein of 548 amino acids. Lineage: Eukaryota; Fungi; Ascomycota; Eurotiomycetes; Eurotiales; Trichocomaceae. The transcript has a single exon. The record is from RefSeq and is a predicted model, not a curated record. Gene Ontology annotation, biological process: peroxisome inheritance. Gene Ontology annotation, cellular component: extrinsic component of intraperoxisomal membrane.
AUGUCUCAGCCAUUUGCACCUGCGGUGCCCAUCCGGCGAUCCGCAACAUUGCCUACAAAGCUGAUGCCAGAGAAGCGGUCGUCAAGUGAAGCAAGUACUGCUCAACAAGCCUGCGAUCCAGUCUUUUUCUUUCACCCGUCUGCCAAAAUUGUCAAAUUCGCUCCCGAUGCCCCUCCAGCUACAUCGCAAUCGACGCCGUCGGCCGACUUCGACUACCCAGUGGACACCAUUGAGACUCUGCCCUGGCAGUCGCCCACAGAGAGGACCGUCGCUGUCGGACGUCUGCGACUGGAGGUGAUAUCGGGCUUGUCUCCCUUCUUGAAGUGUGGAACAGUCGUACAGGCAAUUCUCAAAAAUUCUCAGUGCUGGUGUGUGGACGGCAAAUCGACAUUUGUGUUGCGCAUUCGUUCUUUGACCUACUACCGCAUUGAACUCCCAAACGGCACCCCCGAAGAAGAGGCAUUAAUUGAUCAAUUUAAAUCCGCCUUAGCCAAAGUUCUACGCUAUGAAGUGACUCCUUGCCCGUUCCGACGCGGUUUCAGCGUGCCAUUACCUGCCGAUGCUCACCUUCCGAAGAAAAAGAGAGCCUGGCGUCCGAAGCACCGACGGGAAAGCGCUCCGGCUGCAUCAGAUUCGGAAAACGCACGAUUAAACACAGAGCAUGAGCUGGGGACAGGUCAACAGCCGAUUAGUGCUGAGGUCUCUGACAGCGAGGCCACCGAUGACAGCACUUCAACAACGACGAACAGUGUCCCGCAACCAGCGCAUGUAUUGCCUCACAAUUCUCAAGACGGUGAUCUACGCGACAUAGUUACCGGCCCAAGGAGCUCAGACAAACGAACCGUCACAGAACAGGCGCACUCGGUCCAUGACAUUCUUGCCAGAUUUCAGCCAAUACCCGAAUCGGACAGUGAAGACGACGCGGAAUCAUUCCAAUCCAUCCUCACCCCGAAUAUCGAGACUCUCCCAUCGCCGUCCAAUAUAAUUCCUUCAACAUCACCUCUUGAGGAUCAGUUGCAGGACCUUCCGCUUCCACGUCACCACGCGCAUACACACAAUAGGGACAUCUCAGCAGCAACUAUUACACCCGAGUCCAUUGAGCCUGCCAUUCAGACUACCCCACCAUUUGAGCGGUUCAAUACAGCUCCAGAGGUGCAAGAAGAAAACCCGAGCUCCCAGGAUUCCGCUGUCUCAUCCGAGCCUUCCGAGCCUAGCUUUUCUGAUGCUCCAACUGCCUUAUCGAGUGGAACAGAUUCGGUUUCUGCUAGCGCAGACAAAAUUGAAGAUUCAUCUCUAAAGUUGCGCCAUGCCAGGCCUUCGGGGAAACGAGCACUCUCGCCCUUGCCACCCGCAUCUACUUUGGAAUACGCCGACCCUCAGGCUUCUUCCAAAAAAGACAUGACAACUACGCUUAUUCAUAAGACCUGCUCAUUAGUUCUCAUUCCUCCUCUUCAGCUUCUACUUCUUUUAAUACACAUUGCAUCCCGCAUCGUCGCAGGUCAGACACCGCAGACAGCAAUACUAGAUGCCGCGCACAAAACCGAGAACGAGGAUGACGUCGAUUUUCAAAUGUCCAAGACACCUGGCACCUUUCGUCGUUCGUUAUUGCUCGGAGAUCCUAGCGACAGUCUGUCUGAUAUUGAGUGA